GGUGAACUGUGUGUCGUCUUCACACCUUUUGGGACAGAGAGAGGUGCUGAGUGUUACAUAGCGAUGAAAAAAAUGGAAAUGUUUAGGGUAAUGUACCAGUAACGUGUUGCUUAACGACUAUGACAUCAUAUUAAACUGCAUGGAGUAAAGGAAUUCCUCUCAGUCGAUGCACCGUGCUUGCACGGCUGCGCUUUGUAGAGGAGGGCAAUGUCGGAUUUACCGAGGAUUCGCGACGGGCUCUGCGCCAGGAGCAGCGAAAUUCAUAAGCGAGGGAGUAUCAGAACUGGGCAGUGGAUCAGGGGCAGCUGGGGCUGGAGCGACAGAACAACACCAUGAUACCGCUUUUCGAUUUCCAUGUGGCAGACGGAAAAAGCCGUUUGUGAAUUUCGAGCUCGCGCGUUCGUAUGUUCGUCUACGGGGCAUCAAAAGCGUUAGGGAGUGGAUCCAUUACAGCCGCACAGCGAGACCUGCGUGGAUACCGUCAACACCUAGUGAGUACUACAAGGGAAAAGGCUUCGUGAGUUACGCUGAUUUUUGUGGUUAUAGCCUGCGGGUCCCGAAGAGGAUACGCAAGCAGCAGUGCCCUGAAGCUUUAGCACUGAGCCGCACGCAAGCACGCUACCGUAUCAGCAACGCGACAUCCUUGCAAGGCAUCGACCUCUUCAUUGCAAAAAUCAAGGAAGCUGCACCUCGGAUACGUUUCAAGAUGGCUCCACGGCUGUCGCGCACGACCCUGCUAUACACACUCGAUUCGGAUGAGAGCGAUCCGGAAGCGCAGCACCAGUGGGCGACUCUGCUAGUCUAUGGCACCCAGAGUGCUUUUGCGAAUCUGCGACCGCGAGGCGUACCUUGUGACGCUUUUUCCAAAACCCUCGCACACUCAUCGAAUUCGAAACUUGCUUCAGAGUCGGUUAUCACAUUCCGGGUGAAGCGCGCUGCUUGCGGGGCUGGCGUAGUGGGUGUUCACGUGCCGCAGAGCUUGUUCUUCGUUCGAGACUUUUCCGAGUGCCUUGCGCGUGGAGCCAGUCGGCAGAAACAAGCAGCCACCGCGCCCCAUCCUGCGCACCUCACUCCAGAAAAGCCAGAGUCUCCAGGUAGCACACCCCAGUCGAUAGGAAGUGAAAAAAAGAAGAAGCAUCCAAGCAGAGCGACCAUUUCAUUCAAAUCCUCAGAGGCAGUGGAUUCACCGAUUGACUUGGCAUUGCAGUUGAAAACGUGGUUCAACCAUGCAGAAAAGCGAACACUGAGUGAUUGGUGGCGAGAUUUUGCAUCCCCCGGUGGGGCGCAUCUUCUCAGUCAAAUCUGCUUUCGUGUUGUGAUGAAGCAUGUCUACGCUCCGCUGCAGAUGUGCGUGGAGGCACCGCGACACGAUGCGUGGACGUACAACGCAAUCGUUGGGAGCGGAGUGAAGGUGUUACAUCGCUUGGCAAACCCCAUUCCGAGUUGCAAUGGGGACGGUUGCGAGGUUUAUCUAGCAAAGCGCAAUACCCAAGCCACUGGAAUAAUUCCAUAUUCAACAGAAGAUCCUAUUGACGCGCUCGUGGUGUACAUGUUGCGCCGACAGCGACGGAAGCCUUGUGACGUAAAAGAGGACGUUCCGCUCAGGGACUCAGGAAUCAGCGGGAUCUUUGUAUUUCCCCGCUCAGUGCUGAUUCAGUACUUCGUGAACCCUGCUAUUGGCAACCGAGGCAGCCUCCGCUUAGGGGUGUAUCACCCAGAUGCGAAGCCCCGAACAUUACAAUGCCGUUUGCGAAAGACAGAGUUUGAUAAAUACUUUAUCGAUUUUGAAAAAUUUCCUGCUUCUCCUACUGAUCAAGACGAAGGCAAACGCAGAACCUAUCAUGCAGAAUUAGAGAAGGUACGGCAAGUUUUUGAGAGCGUUAAUAAAGAAUCACAGCAGAAGAACAAUUUCUGACCUAAUCGAUGCCCGCGUGACUGCUGGGAAUAAAACCGAUUUGC
Messenger RNA from Amoebophrya sp. A25, 1959 nucleotides. The record is from the annotation of a GenBank genome assembly. Lineage: Eukaryota; Dinophyceae; Syndiniales; Amoebophryaceae.